CAUUGUCCAAGAUGGCUCCCCGUGGCGGAAGUGUGCAUCUGUCAGUAGAGGGCUGUGCUGAGCAUGUGUGUGCCGGAAGCUCUUGAGCUCUUUCUCAUUCAGUCGGGAGCUUCGUGGCAGCCUGCGGGAUCCGGAGCAGGAGAGGGAGAGAGAGCAUGGCGCCCAACCUGACCGUAUCCAGCAACCCUCCACUGGCUGUACUAUGGACUGUGGACCAUCUAAAAGGCAAAGUAGAGAUCCAUGUGGAGGAUGGGAAGGAGACUGUCCUGCGAGAGUCAGAAGGGGUAACUUUCAAUGACGUGAACUCCAUUAUCCGGUACCUGGCCCGACUUGCUCCAGAAGCUGGACUGUACGGCUCAAAUCUGAUGGAGCAGACAGAGGUCAACCACUGGAUGGAGUUUAGUCAGACUCGGCUGCAGGACAAAUCCAACUUCCCUGCUGCUCUACAAGAACUGAACCACUGCCUCUCCCUCCGGACCUACUUAGUAGGGGACUCUCUGACCCUCGCUGACAUCAGCGUCUAUUCCACCUUGGCAGUCAGCAGCAUAUGGCAGGCAGAGUUAAAACAGAACAAAGCUGCUGUCAAUGUCCGACGCUGGUAUACCUUUUUGAAGCCCAGAGUUCCCUUCCACGGGGAGCUUAGUGUCAGCGUGGCUGCGCCUGCUGAAAAGAAGCAAGAUGUUGGCAAGUUUAUUGAGCUUCCAGGUGCAGAGAUGGGGAAGGUGGUGGUGAGAUUCCCCCCUGAGGCCAGCGGGUAUCUACAUAUUGGACACGCCAAGGCUGCUCUUCUCAACCAGCACUAUCAGGUGAACUUCAAGGGGAAACUCAUUAUGAGAUUUGAUGACACCAACCCAGAGAAAGAGAAGGAAGACUUUGAAAAGGUUAUCCUGGAAGAUGUUUCCAUGCUGCAGAUCAAGCCUGACCAGUUUACAUACACCUCUGACCACUUUGAUAAGAUUAUCCAGUAUGCAGAGAAGCUGAUAAAUGAGGGGAAGGCCUAUGCGGACGACACUCCUGCUGAACAGAUGAAAGCCGAGCGUGAACAGAGAACGGAGUCCAAGCACAGGAAUAACUCCGUGGAGAAGAAUAAGCAGAUGUGGGAAGAAAUGAAGAAGGGCACAAAGUACGGUCAGACCUGCUGUCUGCGGGCUAAGAUCGACAUGAACUCUAACAAUGGCUGCAUGCGAGACCCCACUUUGUUCCGUUGCAAGACUCAGCCACAUCCACGGACAGGAAACAAGUUUAACAUCUAUCCCACAUAUGACUUUGCCUGCCCCAUAGUUGACAGUGUGGAGGGAGUGACGCAUGCUCUCCGUACAACCGAAUAUCACGAUCGGGAUGAACAGUUUUACUGGAUCAUUAAUGCUUUGGGAAUCCGAAAGCCCUACAUCUGGGAGUAUAGUCGUCUGAACCUCAACAACACCGUGCUGUCCAAGAGAAGACUGACUUGGUUCGUCAAUGAAGGCCUUGUGGAUGGUUGGGAUGACCCCAGGUUCCCAACCGUACGAGGCGUCCUACGAAGGGGCAUGUCUGUGGAGGGGCUGAAGCAAUUCAUUGCUGCUCAGGGAUCUUCCAGGUCUGUUGUAAACAUGGAAUGGGACAAGAUUUGGGCUUUCAAUAAGAAGCUGCGAGCUAUCUGUAAGAAGGUGAUAGAUCCUAUAGCUCCACGGUUUACUGCCCUGUCAAGGAGCCAGGUUGUCCCAGUCAACAUUCCGGAAGCAGAAGAAGGAGUGACAGAAGUAGCCAAGCAUCCAAAGAAUGCCGAGGUCGGUUUGAAGCAAGUAUGGUACGGCCCAAGAGUUCUCAUCGAGGGAGCGGAUGCUGAAACAUUCUCUGAAGGCGAGACAGUCACAUUUAUUAAUUGGGGAAACCUAAACAUCACCAAAAUACACAGAGACUCCAGUGGCAAAAUACAGUCUCUAGACGCCAAGCUGAACCUGGAUAACAAGGACUACAAGAAAACCACAAAGAUCACUUGGCUGGCAGACACAGUUAAAGCUCCCUUAAUUCCAACCACGUGCGUCAACUACGACCACCUGAUCACCAAGCCAGUCCUGGGCAAAGAAGAAGACUUCAAGCAAUACAUUAACAGAAGCAGCAAGCAAGAAGAGGUGAUGCUGGGAGACCAUUGCCUAAAGAAUCUGAAGAAGGGCGACAUUAUCCAGCUGCAGCGAAGAGGGUUUUACAUUUGUGAUGAGCCCUAUGAGCCAAUCAGUCCACACAGCUGCAAGGAUGCCCCAUGUGUCCUAAUCUACAUCCCAGAUGGUCACACCAAGGAGAUGCCAACAUCUGGGUCUAAGGAGAAGGCAAAGGUGGCUACUGUCAAAAAGGAGACCAAGCCCAAGGGAAAGUCUGCAGAAGCGGCAGUGAAGGAUGCUCCGGUCUUAGCUCCACAGCCAGCAGCGGCUGCAGGUAGUCCUUUGGAACUGUACAACAAGGUCACAGCUCAGGGAGAUCUUGUCCGGGACCUCAAAGCCAAGAAAGCGGAGAAGGCCGCGAUCGAUAACGCAGUGAAAGGUCUUUUAGCCUUGAAAGCGGAAUACAAGCAGGCAACAGGGCAAGACUAUAAACCAGGAAAUGUCCCUGCACCCGCCACUACCCCUACCCCAGCAGCUGCUAAUAACAGCAAUGAUGCUAAAACACUGUAUGAUAAGGUGACUGAACAAGGGGACUUAGUCCGGAAACUGAAGGCUGAAAAAGCACCAAAGCCUCAGGUAGAAGCAGCCGUGAAAUCUCUCUUAGAACUGAAGUCAGGUUAUAAACAAUUAACGGGGCAGGAGUAUAAGGCAGGCAGCUCUCCCUUAGCUGCGAGCAACAAUCCUGCACCCCCUCCUACUGCUCCUCAAUCUGCUGAUAUCACGGUGGUAUACAACAAGGUAACUGGACAAGGAGAGCUGGUCCGACAGCUCAAAAGCAAGAAGGCUCCUAAGGACGAGAUUGAUGCUGCAGUGAAAUUACUCCUAACCCUAAAAGCAGAAUACAAACAGCAGACUGGGCAGGAGUAUAAGCCUGGGUGCCCCCCUCCUCAGUCUCCCUGCAAAACCUCUGCUCCUGCACAGGGUUGUGGCCGAGCAGAUGCCAUCUCCGCAGACCAUGCUAGCCUCUAUACCAGAGUUGCUGAGAAAGGAGAGGCUGUCCGCAAGCUGAAGUCUGAAAAGGCUCCAAAGGACAAGGUGGAUGAGGCAGUGAAAGCUCUGCUCGCCCUGAAAGCCGAAUACAAAGAAAAGACGGGUCAUGAGUUCAAACCAGGGCAGCUGCCUGCAAACCCGGCAGUAGAGAAAUCUGUCAGUGUGCAAGACAAUUCCUCCAGUUCUUCAGAAGCCGACAAACUCCAUGACAAGGUGUCCAAGCAAGGCGACGAGGUCCGAAAACUGAAGAGUGGAAAAGCUCCAAAGGAAGCAGUGGAUGCCGCAGUUAAGCAGCUUCUGGACCUAAAGUCUCAGUACAAGGCCCUCACAGGAACAGAGUACAAGCCAGUGGCUGCCGUAGGCCCCGUGGACAAGAAACCCAAAGAGGACAAGAAGCAGAAGGAGAAAGAAAACAAGUCUGAGAAACAGAACAAGCAGGCCAAACAGAGUGAUGGGCAGAAGAAAGAGCCAGCUAAGGACUCUUUUAAUGGUUCCUCUGGAGGAGCCGGAGAAGGGCAGGGCCCAAAGAAACAGACCAGGCUGGGACUGGAGGCCAAGAAAGAGGAAAACCUUGCAGAUUGGUAUUCUCAGGUGAUCACGAAAUCCGAAUUGAUCGAAUAUUAUGAUGUCAGUGGCUGCUACAUAUUGCGUCCUUGGUCUUUCGCCAUCUGGGACUCCAUUAAAAACUUCUUUGAUACUGAAAUAAAGAAGCUGGGAGUGGAGAACUGCUACUUCCCCAUGUUUGUGUCUCAGGCCGCCCUGGAGAAAGAAAAAACCCACAUUGCUGACUUUGCCCCAGAGGUGGCUUGGGUUACCAGGUCGGGGAAGACUGAACUGGCUGAGCCAAUCGCUGUUCGACCCACAAGUGAAACUGUUAUGUAUCCCGCAUAUGCAAAAUGGAUUCAGUCUCACCGAGACCUCCCCAUCAAACUGAACCAGUGGUGCAAUGUUGUGAGAUGGGAGUUUAAGCACCCCCAGCCAUUCCUGCGCACCCGUGAGUUCCUGUGGCAGGAGGGACACACUGCCUUUGCUGAAUAUGAGGAAGCUGCAGAGGAGGUCCUGCAGAUCCUGGAUCUCUACACCCGGGUUUAUGAGGACCUCUUGGCUAUUCCUGUAGUCAAAGGAAGAAAGACAGAGAAGGAAAAGUUUGCAGGAGGAGACUAUACAACCACUGUGGAGGCGUUCAUAUCAGCCAGCGGCAGAGCCAUACAGGGAGCAACAUCACAUCACCUUGGACAGAAUUUCUCCAAAAUGUUUGAGAUUGUUUUUGAAGAUCCAAAAACCCCGGGCGAAAAGCAAUAUGCCUUCCAGAACUCAUGGGGUCUUACCACCCGAACAAUAGGAGUCAUGACCAUGGUCCACGGAGACAACAUGGGCCUUGUGCUGCCACCACGAGUAGCCUGCGUGCAGGUUAUCAUAAUUCCAUGCGGGAUCACAAACACAUUAGCUGAAGCAGACAAAGAAGCACUUCUGCAGAAAUGCAACCAGUAUUUAAAACGCAUUCUGAACGUCGAAAUCAGAGCGAGGACGGAUUUGCGUGACAACUACUCCCCUGGGUGGAAGUUCAACCACUGGGAGCUUAAGGGUGUCCCUAUCAGACUGGAAGUGGGCCCUAGAGAUAUGAAAAUGAACCAGUUUGUAGCAGUCCGACGAGACACAGGAGAGAAACUGACCAUCGCAGAGGACCAGGCAGAAACUAAAUUAAAGGAUAUUCUGGAAGAGAUUCACACCAACCUCUACAGCAGGGCACUUGCCGAUUUGACCAGCCACAUGGUGGCAACGGAUACUAUGGAGGAAUUCCAGAAACAGCUGGAUACAGGAAAAAUUGUGCAGAUUCCAUUCUGUGGGGAGAUUGACUGUGAGGAUUGGAUAAAGAAGAUCACAGCCAGGGAUCAGGAUCUAGAACCCGGAGCUCCUUCUAUGGGUGCCAAGAGUCUGUGCAUCCCCUUUAAGCCACUGAGAGAGCUUCAACCUGGAACCAAGUGUGUGUGCGGCAAGAAACCCGCCAAGUACUACACGCUAUUUGGACGCAGUUAUUAGAGAGUCGCCUGGAACCCCGUACUGAGCUGUUUAUUUUUAUUACCUAACCUCAAAAACAGAUUUUAGGACCCAUCGUGUGUGCUGAAAUGUCUCGCAUCUCUGCACACGCUUUUUUCUGAGUACUUCCCAGAUAAUAAAAGCUAUAAGGAAAU
This is a messenger RNA of Nanorana parkeri, 5320 nucleotides long. RefSeq names its product glutamyl-prolyl-tRNA synthetase (gene EPRS1). Lineage: Eukaryota; Metazoa; Chordata; Amphibia; Anura; Dicroglossidae. The record is from RefSeq and is a predicted model, not a curated record. Bases 156 to 5168 code for a protein of 1670 amino acids. The transcript is spliced from 35 exons. Gene Ontology annotation, cellular component: aminoacyl-tRNA synthetase multienzyme complex; cytoplasm. Gene Ontology annotation, molecular function: ATP binding; proline-tRNA ligase activity; glutamate-tRNA ligase activity. Gene Ontology annotation, biological process: prolyl-tRNA aminoacylation; translation; glutamyl-tRNA aminoacylation.